CCAAAGGCGGGAGAAAAAAAAAGAAAUCUCGAAAAUCACUCCCAAAUCACCGUGUCACUAUCUUCUUCCAUUUUACCCCCAAAUCUCCAUAGUUGGAAAAACCAAAAAACCCAAAUUUCAAACCCAACCGUCAUCAUGAGAGGACCACCCGCCCGUCGCCCUCCUCCAUCCGACCGCCAAUCCAACCAAUUCACCACUCCAACCCCAACUAAUCCAUAUCUAUUCUCCACCACCUCCCGCCGCGACUCCGACGCCAGUUUCUGCAGCAGCCGUCCUUCUAUCUCCAACUCAAACCCUAACCACCGCGCCACCGCCAUCAACACCUCCGACCGAUCAUUUCAACUUCACGCCGUCUCCACAAUCAAUUCAUACCUUUCCAAUUCCUCUUUCCACGUCCAUCUCAAACUAAAACCCUUACCUUCCAAUAAAGACAUCAUCGAAACCCUAAAGUUUAUCGUCGCCCGUCUCGACCGCCUAAUCGACAACAACAACAACAACAAUUCUAAUAAUAAUAGUUAUUCAGAGGAGGAAAUAUUUUUGGUUUUGAAAAUCUGGAACUGUCCUGUUAAGAUAACGAAAUCGGCGUUGAAAGCGCCUGGGACGCCGCAUUCGUUUCCUAGUGUUUUAGGUGUUUUAUAUUGGCUAGUUCAGCUUGAUACUUUUACUGAUAAUCAUAUUGUGAAUGACAGUCAGUCUCGGUUGUUUACUAAAGAUGCCGUGAAUUCGUAUACUUUAAAUACUUAUUUGCAUUAUAUUAGGGGUGAUGAUGACGCUAUGGAAGCUGAAGAUGAACAUUUCAUGGCCAAGUUACAAAAGGAGAAGAAUUCGGUGGAGGAGAAUGUGAAUAUGCUGGAAGCGAAUGUCAAGGAUUUAGAGGGGAAGUUGGAAGCUAUGAAGUCUGGGCCGACAUUGAGGGAAACAAAGGAGGAGGAAAAGAGUCUCUUGGAAAAGGAUGUAGUGAAGUUUAAUGGCAUAAUCGAGCAGUUGCAGGUGCGUGAUGCGAAUAUGGAGAAGCAGAUAGAGGAACAAAAGAAGGAGAUGGGGGUUAAAAAGGAGGAGACGAAUAGGACCCUUGCGGAAAAUGAGGAGUUGACGAAGAAGGUGGAAGAGCAGAGUAUCAAUAUGAGGGAUGCCGAGAGGAUGAAGCGGGAGUUGCAAUUGGUGGAGAGAGAUGUUGGAGAGGCUGAGAUUGAGAGGAAUCAGUGGGAAGAGAAGUGUUGGGAUGUUAACACUGCCAUCGGGACAAAGUUGAAGGAGAUUCAGGCCCUCCAGAUUGAAUGCAACCAGGCUAUCAGGAGGUUGAAACUUGAAAAUGACAUCCAUUAUGAGUUGAAUGCCAAAGGUUCAACUGUUGCUGAGGUGCUUGGAAUCGAUUAUAAAUCAACAUUGAAGCCUGCACUUGCUUCUAACAGUGACGAGAUUAAGAAAACGUCACUUGAAAAUUUUGAAACUCAGAUUCAUCUUCAACAAGCUUCUCGUGAGAUUGAGGCAAAGAUUGAUGCAAAACGAAAUCGUAUGGCCAUGCUUCAAUCGCGAAUUGAUGAAUUGGAAAAUCAAUUGAAUCUGAUGAAGAAUGGAACACAAGAUUACAUCUCCAGGUGUGCGAUGGAGGCUAGGCGUUCCAUCGAGAAUGCAGAAGCCGAGUCUCAUGAUGUUGAUGCUGUUGAAAAAGAAGCUCGUGAAGUUGUGGAGACUUCCAAAGCGAGGUUGCAAGAAACAAAGGUGCAGUAUGAUGAUGAAGUUCAGAUGUGUGAACAUGAGCUCUUUAAAUUGAUUGAUACGGUCUCGAAAUACAAAGAGUUUACAGUUUCAAAAUUAACAGAGAUGGAAAAUGAUGUUGCAGCGACUGCUGCUGCUAUAGCACAAGCUCACAAUGACUCAGUAAGAUCCAGUAUCAAGAAUUACCCUAAUAAAUGAACAAAGAUUUUCCCUGAUAACUCGACAACUUAAGGUAUAGAUUACGAGUUCUAUUCACUUGAGUUUUUGAUGCAAGAGAUCAUGAAACAAUUUCUAGAUAUAAGUUUGAUUCUUCUUUAUCCUAAGGUUCUUAUUAUCCCUCGAAAUGUGGUUGAAUAUGUUCAUGGGUUUUGGCUUUAUAAAACUCCAUGCUUUGUACUGUUCUCUUCAACAAUACAAUAAUCUGGGAGAGUGUGUGGC
This is a messenger RNA of Erigeron canadensis, 2157 nucleotides long. RefSeq names its product kinetochore protein NDC80 homolog. Gene Ontology annotation, biological process: attachment of mitotic spindle microtubules to kinetochore. NCBI's taxonomy places the organism in Eukaryota, Viridiplantae, Streptophyta, Magnoliopsida, Asterales, Asteraceae. Bases 136 to 1917 code for a protein of 593 amino acids. The record is from RefSeq and is a predicted model, not a curated record. The transcript has 5 exons. Gene Ontology annotation, cellular component: Ndc80 complex.